Acanthosepion pharaonis is the source of this 753-nucleotide messenger RNA. Lineage: Eukaryota; Metazoa; Mollusca; Cephalopoda; Sepiida; Sepiidae. The record is from the annotation of a GenBank genome assembly.
AUGAGAAAAGAGGCUUCAAGAUUGGACAAAGGCUGCAUUUUCAUCUGGAAACCAGAUGAAGAUGCAACUUUUUCAUUUGGAAUUACGGAUGAAGAUGCAACUUUUUCAUCUAGCAUUACAGAUGAAGAUGCAACUUUUUCAUCUGGCAUUACAGAUGAAGAUGCAGCAGCUUCUUCUGGUGUUCCCACACUGCUAGCAGACAUUUUCAUAUCUUACAGCCCCAUCACUUACUUCUUCAUUCCCCUUCCACCUAAACGUUGGUUCUUGGACAAUUUUGAUCGUCACUUUCUAGAAGAACGACGACAAGGUCUGCAAGAAUUCAUUAACAGAAUUCUCAGCAGCAAGAUUCUCUGCGAGUGUCAACCUGUAAGAGAAUUUUUCUGCUUAGAUGACCCACCAGGGCCCCAUGACAGUUUGGAAGAGAGUCGGGCUCUUUGUGAAUCACUUGAGGAACAAACUUAUAAUCUUAAGAAAGAGCUUCGAGAUAAAGAACGUGAGAUUGAUUUAUUGAAAUCUGAGCUGAAUUUGUACAAAUCACAAAUUGAAGACCUCAAGCGAAUGGAAAGGUUAGAAAUCAGUGGAAAGUCCAGUGGUCAAGACAUGAGCUCAGCCAGUGGACCAAGUGAUGGAAUAAAUGACUACCUGCACAUCACCUGGUGGUUCUUAUCAACCUUUCACGUUGGUUUAACCUGUGUAAGCGACUUCUCGGAAAAAUUCUUGAACAAUGAACAGCCUCAUUGGUUUUCAACAUGA